AUGACACUUAUCAAGGCGUUGGACCGAAUUAUAGAAUUCUGGCAGAAUGAAAGUGACGCGGAUUGGCUUAUUCGUGCGAAUUUCGAGCUCUACAUAGCACACACAGUGCUGAAUAGCGAAGGUCAGGCUCUCACCAAUCUGAUUUGGAAAAAUUUCGAACAGAGCCCUCGGAGAAUGAUAGCCUGGGAGCCUAUUUACGGCUUGAACUGGUGUCGUGGACUACCCCACAAAAGUGGCCUGUGGUCUAACAGCGAUUUGGAUUUGAGCGGUACCUGGCAGCGCUGCGAGGUUGGGCAGGCCUUCGUUCUAUCUGCAUCUGGGUUUUGGGCUGCAUCAACUAAAGAUUCGGACUCAAAAGAUCUUCAGAUUACACGGAAUGAAUAUAAAGCAAGCGCUAAAGAGGCCGUAUAUGCCGUGGUUGGCUUGUACGACCGAAAGACAUCUGGGUUCGAUCCGGUAUUACAAUUUUUCAACAAACCCUCAGAUACAUUUACUGACGCACGCAGAUUUUCGUCGAUCCUAUUGAGCUCGGUCUAA
Penicillium manginii is the source of this 537-nucleotide messenger RNA. RefSeq lists its product as uncharacterized. The transcript has a single exon. Lineage: Eukaryota; Fungi; Ascomycota; Eurotiomycetes; Eurotiales; Aspergillaceae. Bases 1 to 537 code for a protein of 178 amino acids. The record is from RefSeq and is a predicted model, not a curated record.